Molecule: messenger RNA, 1467 nt
Organism: Sinocyclocheilus anshuiensis
Lineage: Eukaryota; Metazoa; Chordata; Actinopteri; Cypriniformes; Cyprinidae
Product: von Willebrand factor C domain-containing protein 2-like
Exons: 3
Coding region: 166-828 (220 amino acids)
Biological process (GO): negative regulation of BMP signaling pathway
Cellular component (GO): AMPA glutamate receptor complex
Molecular function (GO): protein binding
Source: RefSeq, a predicted model, not a curated record
UUCCCUGUGCGCAACAGCCUCCAAAGCGCACACAGUCCAUUCUGACCAUGAAAGGAUUUUUAAACUUUAUGUAGUUUAGUUAAAUAGCAAGUUUUUAAACAUAACAGUCUUUCUUAUUUAUGCUGCAUUUGCAAGGCUUGGUUUGGGACUGAUAAGUUUUUGGUGAUGGGCAUGGCUGUACGCUGGGGUUCCCCGGUGAGUUUUCUUCAUGUCUGGCUUACCCUGGUGAUCUGCGGCGAGUGUGCUUUGGCCUUUUCGGUCGCUGGACAACAGGAGACGGUCUGUGAGGCGAACGGUAGUGUUUAUUAUGUAGGCGAAUGGUACUUUUUAGACUCGGAUCAUUGUACCCAGUGCGAAUGUACAGCAGAAGGGUCUGCUUGCGCGCGGACCGAGUGCACAUCCCUGCCUGCCGCCUGCAUCCAUGUCAGCCAUUACCCGACAGACUGCUGCCCCAGAUGCGAGAAGAUCGGAUGCGAGUACGGCGGAGAAGUCUACGAACUGGGCCAACAAUUUCAGCCGUCAGCGUGUGAGCAGUGCACCUGUCACAGCGACGGCAUCGCCCGCUGUCAGGUCGCAGACUGUGCCCCUCCACCAUGUGUUAACCCAGUCUAUCAGAAAGGGAAAUGCUGCCCUCAGUGCAAGGAUGGGCCCAACUGUUACGUGAAUGCCUCUAGGACCCAAGUGAUCCCUGGAGGUGAGCCAGCGUGGGUCGACUCCUGUACCAAAUGUCGAUGUCAUGACGGUCAGGAUGCAAGUUACUGGGAAGGCAACCGCUUGGCAACGUGUUCCCAUGUGCACAACUGCCAGCCAGACAAGGGGCUAAACUGAGAAAAGAGAUAAAAAACAGGGUCAUCUUUCAUCCUUGUUUAUACAAUGGAUGACAAAUCUCGGCAGAUAUUUAAACCACACUUGCAGAAGAAAGUGUGGAGGCUAUUUAGGCUACAAGCUUUAUAUGAUUAAAAAAUUCUAUUAUUCUUCUUCUUAUGUUAACUAACAAUUUAACAUCCAUUUGUUAAAGUACAAUGACUUACUAAGGGAUAUUCCCUAAUAAAACAGACAAUAGAGCUUAGUACUGAGACACCUUUUUGGACAUGCGAGCAUAUUAACAUCUACAGUACAUUGGGUACUGUGUAGUGCACACUUGCACCGGCAAAUGCAAUGAUCAUCCGCGAAACUACAUUUUUUAUUGGUGUUUUUACACAUUAUUUUCUGCUUCAAAAGCCUGAAAACCAAAGUACUGAGAAUGCAAGACUUACAUUACUGCCAUGCAGGCAUGGAAACAGCUAAUGUAGCACGAAAUGCAAACAAACAUAUCAUAAAUGAAUCAUGUAUAAAUAAAGCAGGCUAAUUUUUGCUUGAUUUCUGUUCUGACACCUCAUUUUAAAAGCUGUGGUAAUAUUACUUUUUUUUUCCGAGGACUGUAUUUGCAGCACUGACAGAAUGUACACAAAUAUAAUUAAACCACAA